AUUGCGAGUUAAUUGAGGAAGAUCUCGUAUCUCCCAUAGGUCAUCCCAAACUUGACUACCGCCGUUCACUUUAUUAUUGUCAUGCAUGAUGAUGGGAUGCCUGUCUGACUCACUUGCUUCUCUCCACACACAGUGGAGCUCUCACGCCGACUCGAAGUCUCGACCGUCAGUGACGUUUGCAUCACGUGUCUGUCUCUUCACUGGGUACGUACGUCGUAUUUUCUUCCACUCUGCCUGCCUGAUACCGAGAGCCAUUCGAAAUAAACAAGAGAAAGGGGCCAUUGUGCGACCCUGCUCCAGUGUCACGCUCAUCAUCCAUCGAUUAAGAAGGGGGAUAUACACCUUAGUAUAAUACAUAAACAAAUACCAAGUAAUGUAUCUGUCUUGCUGAAACCGUAUCAUUUUUUUUUACUUUUCUACCGCUACCAUAACAGUUUGGCUUGGACAAAGAGUUCUCCUUUGAAGUUGUACUGAGGACCACGAAGGGGGCCGGCCUCCGAGAGCUAUGGACAUUGUCCAGAGUCCCCCCCCCCCCAUGGCUGGCCCAUAGGCAACCGGGAAGCAACCAGCUAGCGCGUCACCCUCCGCUCACAGCGACCAAACCAGCCCCCGACCCGCCGUCGCCAUGGCGAGCAAGAGGAAGUCCACCGUCCCGUGCAUGAUCCCCACCAAGCGCGUGCACCUCCGGGAGGAGCUGGAGCAAGAGCCCCCCGUCCUGGUCCGUCAGGCCUGGGGCUCCGCGGGGGGCCGGCACAGCCCCCUAGACCACGGGGGGGAGGGCGGCAAGCAGGAGGUGGGGGAAGGGGCCGGCACCUACACCUGCAGGCCCUGUAACUUUGAGACCCACGACCUGAACCUCUUCCUGGACCACGUCUACAGCGGGCACCCGGACUUCCGCGCCGACCCCAGCUUCCUGUGUGUGGACUGCGGCGCGUCGGCGCCGAAGUUCGAGGGGCUGGCGCUCCACAACGCCCGCGUCCACCCCAGCACGAUGAACACCACCCUGCAGCUGCGGAGGAGGGAGCGCCGGGUGGUGGUGGAGCAGAGCCUGGUGGUCGAGCCGGACGCGGCGAGGGACUCUGAGAUCUCCAUCACCAAGACCCCCAUCAUGAGGAGGCUGAAGGGGAGGUCCGAGGCCAAGCGGAUCGUGGUGUCCCACGCGGGCUCGGACGACUCCUCCUCCUCGGACACCGUCACCGUCUCGUCCUCGAGGCUGGUGGAGAGGAAAGACACUCCGACCGUGACGGUCACCCACGUCCCCACCAUCGUUCACAACGGCGUCACCAAGGUGUCCCUGCCCUCGGCCAUCCAGAUAGUCAACGGCUCGGGGUCGCUGCCCAUGCUGAAGACGGCCAUCACGCAGGUGGUGUCAGUGGUGCAGAACAGAACCUUUCACCAGUCUUCCCCCAUCACGGUGUCUUCGGGCUCGUCCAACUCUUCCUCGGCUUCUUCUAAAAACCUACCCAAGGUCAUGAUUCCUCUGAGCAGCAUCCCCACCUACAGCGCCUCCAUGGACUCCUCGCCCUACCUCAAGACCUCCUUCAGCAAGUUCUCGUACCCCACCAAGGCGGAGCUCUGCUACCUGACCGUGGUCACCAAGUUCCCGGAGGAGCAGAUCAAGAUCUGGUUCACCGCCCAGCGGCUGAAGCAAGGCAUCAGCUGGUCCCCCGAGGAGAUCGAGGACGCCAGGAGGAAGAUGUUCAACACCAUCAUACAGACGGCGCCCUCCGGCUCCAACCACCAGCGGCAGACCUCCAACCAGCACACCAUCACCGUCCUGCCCGCCACGGGGAUCCCCCACAUCCUGCAGGGCUCCCUGGUCAGCCAGGGCGGCGUGAUCGUCACCCAGCCCGUCAUGGCAAACGGUUUCCAAGUCAGCGGCCCGCCCAUAUCCCUGGCGGUGACGCCCAAGCCCCAGGCGACGGCCCGGCCCAUGAUGCAGGCCCGGCCCGCGGCCGCCCUAGUGGCGGACAAGGGGAUCAGCAUGGUGGUGGGGACGGUGGGGAGCAGCAGUAACGGGAGCAACGUGAUCAUCAACAGCAGUAGGACCCUCGUAGGGGGAGCUACCAGUAUUAUCAGCAGUUUCAGCGGGAGUAACGGGAUCCGUAGCAGCACCGCCGCGAGCGGUCAGGCGAGCGUCAUCAACCUGAGCCUCGGCAACAGCAACCACGGCAACACCAACGGCAAGAUCAACAUCGUCAACGGCAAAGUGAGCCGUGCCGCUGUCGACGCGAUCAACGGCAAGAGCAACGGUGCCGUCGACUCGGCCAAAAGCAGCAGCAACAGCGGGGGCGGCGACAUUAAGAAGGUUCAGGUUAUCCAAGCCAGUGCUGUCAAGAGCGCCGCUGCAAACAGGCCGAGCACUGAUGUCAAAAACCCCGCGGACAGCAAGGGCGCCGACGGCGGCAACAGCGGCGCAAACAAAUGCAUCGCCAGCGCGAUCGUCGCCCCGACGAGCGUCUCCAUGCAGGCGGUCUCCACGGCGACCGGCUCCCCCUCGGCCCUAAAAGCGGAGGCCGCCUCCUCCUCCCCGGCCUCCAAGUCCGCCUCCCCCUCCCCCGCCUUCCACCCGAGCGGCGCGCCGGGCUCCCGCACGCCCAACGCCCUGCUGGACGCCAGCUGCAGCAAGGCCAAGAAGUCCCAGGAGCAGCUGAACGCGCUGAAGGACAGCUUCGUGGUCAACCAGUUCCCCGACAACGACGAGGUGGACCGGCUCAUCUCGCUGACCGGCCUCACGGUUCGAGAGGUGCGAAAGUGGUUCAGCGACCGCCGCUACCACUUCCGCAACCUCAAGGGGUCCCGCACCAGCGCGGGGGCAGGAGGAGGAGGAGGGGACGGCGGCGGUAAGAAGGGGGGUACACCCGGAGCUGGGGGCGCGGCGGGCGGGGGCGGGGGCGGCGGCGGCGGCGGUGACUUGGACGUUCCCGAUGGCAACGCCGGCGCCAGAACCCCCCAGCAGGCCUCGGCACCGCUGAGCCCCAGUCCCUCGCAGACCCCCACGUCCCCCACCACGCCGUCCCGCCGGACCCCCAGACCGCCCUCUCCAGACUUCACCGCCAUUCGCUACAAAGAGCGAGAGCCUCACCAGCUCAAGGCUCUGGAGGCCAGCUUCGCCCAGGAGGUGGAGCCCUCCGGGGAGGAGGUGGACCGGCUGCGGGCCGAGACCAAGAUGACCCGGCGCGAGAUCCACGGCUGGUUCGCCGAGAAGAGGAAGAAGGUGGCCGCCGAGCGCAAGCGGGAGGAGGCGGAGCGGGCGGCGAGGGGCGCCGCCGACGACACGGAGCCCAAGGAGGGCGCCGACGGGAUGACCGCCGCCGACGGCGUGCGGCGAGAGGAGGCCGAGGACAAACAGAAGGAGGACGGCCUGGGGGAGCCCAAGGUCAACCCCAUCAAGAUCAACCUGAAGAUGCUCAAGGUGACCGAGGCCAACGGCAAGCCCGAGAGCGAGGGCUCGGAGGCGGCCGGCGUUCCUCCUCUCCCCGCCGGAGCCUCGCCCUCGCCCUCCCCGGCCCUCCCCUCAUCCGCCACCACUAAACAGCCUCAAUCCCAGUCCCCGAGACCCUUGGCCUCGGCCGGCACCACCACCGCCACCGUGGCGGGCGCCAUCAUGCCUAAACCCUCCCCUCUCCGGGGUAAAAAGACAGCGGAGCAGCUACACCUCCUGAAGCAGGUGUACGCCCGCACCCAGUGGCCCAGCGCCCCCCAGUACGACGAGCUGAUCAAGGGCACGGCGCUGCUCCGGCCCGAGGUGGUGCGCUGGUUCGGGGACUGCCGCUACGUGCAGAAGAACGGGCAGCUCAAGUGGCUGGAGGCCUACCAGAGCAUGGUGCUGGAGGAGGACCUCCAGAAGGACAGUGCGCAGACCCUGCAGACCCACCUGGACGCCCACGGAGGCCUGGAGGACCCACAGGUGAAGGAGCUCUCCCAGGCCAGCGGCCUCACAGAGGACCUGGUGCGCUACUGGUUCUCCACCAAGACCACCCCUCUCCCGCCUCCCCCACAAGCCCAGGCAGAGGCCGCGGCUCCGGACAGGACGGGGCACGUUUCACCAGGGACGGCCGCAGCAACGGAAACGCACGAGAAACCAGAGAGAACCGGAGCCUCCGAGUCCCCGCCGCUGAAAGCCCCGGGGGAGAGUGAGGAGCCGAAGGCUGACGGAGGAACAAAGGAGGUGGAGGAGGAGGAGAAGGAGGAGGAGAGCAGUGAGCCGACGCCUUCUAAAGGAACAGAUUGAAGCUGGGUUGGGGGGCGUCUACGAUGCAGGUGGUCUGUUCAUAGUAGGGGCGGAAGACAGCAGAUGUGAUUGUAACAAGAUCACUGGGUACGCACCCCGGAGCCCCGCCCAGAAACCCCUUCUCCCCACCAUGUGGAACGGACACUCUAGUGACUAUAGCCCCCCUCCUGUACAGCUGACCCCCACCGACCAUCCACCACCACCACCCCUGGUCGCCUGUACGUUCACACCUUGCACGUUUUCUACUGUCCUCCGAGCCGCCAUUUUCCCUUUUUCCAAGGAGGAUCCUGUGAGGGACCAGU
Messenger RNA from Gadus chalcogrammus (walleye pollock), 4536 nucleotides. RefSeq names its product zinc fingers and homeoboxes 3b (gene zhx3b). Gene Ontology annotation, molecular function: DNA-binding transcription factor activity, RNA polymerase II-specific; DNA binding. Bases 626 to 4234 code for a protein of 1202 amino acids. The record is from RefSeq and is a predicted model, not a curated record. The transcript has 7 exons. Gene Ontology annotation, cellular component: nucleus. Gene Ontology annotation, biological process: regulation of transcription by RNA polymerase II. Lineage: Eukaryota; Metazoa; Chordata; Actinopteri; Gadiformes; Gadidae.